This is a messenger RNA of Pocillopora meandrina, 1007 nucleotides long. The record is from the annotation of a GenBank genome assembly. Lineage: Eukaryota; Metazoa; Cnidaria; Anthozoa; Scleractinia; Pocilloporidae.
AUGGUUUCAAAAAUUUUUAGACCUUUACCAAGCAAAAGAUAUAAUUGCUUUAGUGUUAGGAAAUUACAGCCAAACGGCGAUGAAAGCUCCUCGGAUGAAGUUAUCGAAGAGGAUCUGGCGCCUGCCGAAGGAUACAGACUUGUCUCAAUGGACAGUCUUCUUAAAUUUGUGAAGAGGAUUCACGCACAAACUCCAUGUAAUUUAGAUAAGAAUUAUGUGAGUUAAAUUAUAAGACCUAUGAACUACGAUUUAAAAGCUGUUUUUCUGGAUCAAUUCUGAGCCAGAAUUAACACAGUUAUAUCGCUUUAUUAAUAAGAGUGUUGAUUGUCUUUAUUGAUCUAUUAGGCCAGAUACAAAUAUUGGAGAGUUCCUAUAACCGGUUUGGACUUGGUAGCUCGCUUUAUGCCAAGUGCAGUGGUUGCAGCAUGUCCGAGUUUCUCGCAACUGGUAGCCACCCUUAAGAUGAUGUUAAUCCGAGGACCCUUCAAGGAAAAGAUGUCAACAGAAGAAUGGUAUUUGCUACAUUUGAGAGUGGAAUUGGAAAAGAAGGAGUAGCCAAAUUUUGUGAGGUCUUCAAUAUGCCUUUUAAUAUGUCACCUGACACCUGGUACAGCCAUGAAGAGACCCUUAGUCAAGCGUUUCAAGAGGAAACAAGUGUACAGCUACAAAAGAACUGUGCAGAAGCCAGAAAGCUUGCCAUGCUUGAGGAAGGUAUUGAUGAUGAUGAUGAUGACGCUGUUGCUACUGUAGAUAUUUCCAUGACUUUCGAUGGUACAUGGUCAAAGUGUGGCUACACUGCCAAACACUGUAUUGGCUUUGUGAUAUCUGCAGCUACAAGAAAGGUCCUGGAUUUUGAAAUAAUUUCUAAAGUGUGUCAACAAUGUACUCAAAUGAAAGCAAAACUUAAUGAGGCAGGUUUCAAUGACUUGUACCAAGACCAUAUCUGUGAAGGUUCCUACGGAAGGAAGACCAUCUUCAAGGAAAAGCAGAGUGUGAGAGAGUUAUAA